GCUCGCCUGGGUAGCGCCGCCCUCUCGCUCGGCUCCCCAACAUGGCGGCCAGCAGCGCCUCAGCCUCCGCUUCCGCCGCGGCGCCCCCCGGGGGCUCCAACCCGGCCGGGCCCGGCGGGGCCUCGGGCCUCACCGCCUCCAUCACGGGCACCAUGAACAAGAAGAAGAAGCCGUUCCUGGGCAUGCCGGCGCCGCUGGGCUACGUGCCGGGCCUGGGCCGCGGUGCCACGGGUUUUACCACCCGUUCUGAUAUUGGCCCAGCUCGAGAUGCCAACGACCCAGUGGAUGAUCGUCAUGCUCCGCCAGGGAAGAGAACUGUUGGGGACCAGAUGAAGAAAAACCAGGCUGAUGAUGAUGAUGAAGAUCUGAAUGACACCAAUUAUGAUGAGUUUAACGGCUAUGCGGGGAGCCUGUUCUCAAGUGGUCCAUACGAAAAAGACGACGAGGAAGCUGAUGCUAUUUAUGCAGCUUUGGAUAAGAGAAUGGAUGAACGGAGAAAAGAGAGAAGAGAACAACGGGAGAAAGAGGAGAUUGAAAAGUACCGUAUGGAACGUCCCAAAAUUCAGCAGCAGUUCUCAGAUUUAAAAAGGAAGCUAGCGGAAGUCACAGAGGAAGAGUGGCUGAGUAUUCCAGAAGUUGGUGAUGCUAGGAACAAACGUCAGAGGAACCCACGUUAUGAGAAACUGACUCCUGUUCCUGAUAGUUUCUUUGCUAAACACUUACAGACUGGGGAGAAUCACACUUCUGUGGACCCCCGGCAAACGCAAUUUGGCGGUCUGAACACUCCGUAUCCAGGGGGUUUGAACACUCCGUAUCCAGGAGGAAUGACACCUGGGCUAAUGACACCUGGGACAGGUGAACUGGAUAUGAGGAAGAUUGGGCAGGCCAGGAAUACCUUGAUGGAUAUGAGACUGAGCCAGGUCUCUGACUCUGUGAGUGGCCAAACUGUGGUAGACCCAAAGGGAUAUCUGACAGACUUGAAUUCUAUGAUACCUACACAUGGAGGAGAUAUCAAUGACAUCAAGAAAGCUCGUUUACUUCUGAAGUCUGUGCGGGAGACCAACCCUCAUCAUCCACCAGCUUGGAUAGCUUCAGCCCGACUGGAAGAGGUUACUGGCAAACUGCAAGUAGCUCGAAACCUCAUCAUGAAGGGGACAGAAAUGUGCCCCAAGAGUGAAGAUGUUUGGUUAGAAGCUGCCCGGCUGCAGCCUGGAGAUACGGCUAAGGCUGUGGUGGCCCAGGCAGUCCGCCACCUCCCACAGUCUGUCCGGAUUUAUAUCAGAGCAGCAGAACUGGAGACAGAUAUACGAGCAAAGAAACGUGUCCUUAGGAAAGCCCUCGAGCAUGUUCCGAACUCAGUACGCUUGUGGAAGGCAGCAGUGGAGUUAGAAGAACCUGAAGAUGCUAGGAUAAUGCUGAGCCGAGCAGUGGAAUGCUGUCCAACCAGCGUGGAAUUAUGGCUUGCUCUGGCAAGGCUGGAGACAUAUGAGAAUGCUCGCAAAGUCUUAAACAAAGCCCGUGAGAACAUUCCAACAGACCGUCACAUUUGGAUAACUGCUGCCAAACUGGAGGAAGCCAAUGGAAACACUCAGAUGGUGGAGAAAAUCAUUGACAGAGCUAUCACGUCCCUCAGGGCAAAUGGGGUAGAAAUCAACAGGGAGCAGUGGAUCCAGGAUGCUGAGGAGUGUGAUAAAGCUGGGAGUGUGGCUACGUGUCAGGCUAUUAUGCGAGCCGUGAUUGGGAUUGGGAUCGAAGAGGAAGAUCGGAAACAUACCUGGAUGGAAGAUGCAGAUAGUUGUGUUGCUCACAAUGCCCUAGAGUGUGCUCGGGCAAUUUAUGCUUAUGCCUUACAAGUUUUCCCAAGCAAGAAAAGUGUUUGGUUGCGAGCAGCUUACUUUGAAAAGAACCACGGAACCAGGGAAUCGCUGGAGGCUCUCUUGCAGAGAGCUGUGGCGCACUGUCCUAAAGCAGAAGUGCUGUGGCUCAUGGGAGCCAAAUCAAAGUGGCUGGCUGGAGAUGUGCCUGCAGCCAGAAGCAUUUUGGCCCUGGCUUUCCAGGCCAACCCCAACAGUGAAGAGAUCUGGCUGGCUGCUGUGAAGCUGGAGUCUGAAAACAACGAAUAUGAAAGAGCGAGGAGAUUACUGGCGAAAGCACGUAGCAGUGCCCCCACAGCCAGAGUCUUUAUGAAGUCUGUGAAAUUGGAAUGGGUGCUCGGGAACAUUGCUGCUGCCCAGGAGCUCUGUGAGGAAGCCCUGAAGCACUAUGAAGACUUCCCCAAGCUGUGGAUGAUGAAAGGGCAGAUUGAGGAGCAAGACGAGCUAAUAGAAAAAGCUCGGGAAGCCUAUAAUCAAGGGUUGAAGAAGUGCCCCCAUUCCACACCCCUGUGGCUCUUGCUGUCCAGGCUGGAGGAAAAAGUUGGGCAACUGACCAGAGCAAGAGCCAUCUUGGAGAAGUCUCGCUUGAAGAAUCCAAAGAAUCCAGACCUCUGGUUAGAGUCUGUGCGAUUAGAAUACAGAGCUGGACUAAAAAACAUUGCUAAUACGCUGAUGGCCAAGGCAUUGCAGGAAUGUCCCAACUCGGGAAUCCUAUGGUCAGAAGCAAUUUUCCUUGAGGCAAGACCACAGCGAAAGACCAAAAGUGUGGAUGCCCUGAAGAAGUGUGAGCAUGACCCUCACGUCCUGUUGGCUGUAGCCAAGUUGUUCUGGAGCGAGCGUAAAAUAACCAAGGCCCGAGAAUGGUUCCAUCGAACAGUGAAGAUAGAUUCAGACCUGGGGGAUGCCUGGGCUUUCUUCUACAAAUUUGAGCUACAGCACGGCACUGAGGAGCAGCAGGAAGAGGUGAAGAAGCGCUGUGAGAAUGCUGAGCCCCGCCAUGGAGAGUUGUGGUGUGAAGUGUCCAAGGACAUAGAGAACUGGCAGAAAAAAAUUGGAGAGAUCCUAGUAGUUGUGGCAGCCAAAAUUAAAAAUGCCUUCUAGAGUAUGCCAUGUUCAUCUGCCUCAAUCAUCCCUGCAGGACAUGGCCCCUUUGCUAGACAUGUUUCCAACACCCUCAACCCUGCCAGCGACACAAUUGCUUAGAGCAAACAAAGGAAGUUGGUGGAACAAAUGAGGACCCCUGGUUUUCCAAAAACAUUAUUAUGAUGAGGAGACGGUCCCUUCCACUCCUGCGGUAGUGCUUGAGACUGCACAUUGCAGUCGUUGGUGAGGCAUAAUCCGAUGCGUUUGUGUUGUAAUGUCUUCUGUGAACAUUGCUGGCAGGUAAUGGUGCUGAGGCAUUUUGCGUAGGUUUGAUGGGCAUUCUCAUUCGGAUGUCUGAACCCAUUCUGUAAAUUCAAACCUUAAUUAUUGAUCGCUUUCUGAUGACUUGCAGCUCCUCUAGUGUCUUCCCUGGCACGAGUUCUCUUCCUGUCAACCAGGCCUUCAGUUUCUUGGUGUUUGGCCCUUUUAAUGAUGACUCUUGGUCAACAAAGCUGUGUCCUUCAUAUUUAAGCAUACUAAGGCUUAAAGAACGAGGAACCAAAGAACAAUUAUUGCUGAAAGACAUGCCUGGAAUGUUGGGAUGGAAGGAAGGGCAUGGUGGCAGAAACAGAAGGCAAAACUGUAUGUUUGGUGUGACAAAGCUAGACUGGAACUGCCUCCUCAACUUUUGGGGUAGACUCCUGGUCAGAUUUGUGUGGAAAACUAUUCUUAAUUGAGCAUUUUGUGAAAUCCAAUAACCAGAACCUAUUUUUAGUGAUAUUUUCUCUAAUUUUUAAAUGUAUAAUGUAAGCAUUUUCUUUUAAUGGAAUAAUUUCACUUUAAUACUACAGCAGUAGUGUUAAAACAACAUGGUAAAAAUAACUCGAGGCUCUUUAAAGGAAAAAUCCUUAUUCUUAGAACCAUUCAGAAGCCAUGUGCUUUAACAACUGAAGCUGAUCUCCAGGAUGGAUGGAUAUGAAACACUUCUCCAAGCUCAGAUGGAGAAACUAGCUUGUUGCUUGGAUGAUCUUGGAGCACAUAGACGAUAUCUGUGUCUGUAGCCCCUGUAAGUUGUCUUAGGUUCAUGAGUAAAGUUUUCUAAACCUAUGAGCAGUGCCAUUUUUUGACCCAAAGGGGUGACUUUCAUUCUCUUGAUCCUCCUUUGAGUGAAAAGAAAUGUCCUCCAGAGAGAUUGUAUCUAUUUUAUUCUUCACCAACUGAAAGAUACAAAUGUCUCCAACUUCAUUUAAUAGCAUUUGUAUAUUAGGAUAUAGUGAUUUUUUUUUAAAGUAUGUAUCAUCAUAGAAUGCUGUUUGAAGAAAACCUGUCACUUGCCUGGAAAACUGUACAGAUGUAAUGGGAUGCUAUAAAAUACAACUGUCUUGUGUUUCGCUUUGAA
This is a messenger RNA of Chrysemys picta bellii (western painted turtle), 4356 nucleotides long. It is a transcript of the gene PRPF6, whose product is annotated as pre-mRNA processing factor 6. The record is from RefSeq and is a predicted model, not a curated record. Gene Ontology annotation, cellular component: U4/U6 x U5 tri-snRNP complex; catalytic step 2 spliceosome. Gene Ontology annotation, biological process: mRNA splicing, via spliceosome; spliceosomal tri-snRNP complex assembly. Lineage: Eukaryota; Metazoa; Chordata; Testudines; Emydidae. Gene Ontology annotation, molecular function: protein binding.